AGUCAUUGCCGCUCAGUGUUUCGUAUAAAUAGAAUUAAAGAAUUCGAUCAUCAACAGUCUCCGAAAUUCAAACUUAUACAACUUAUAAAAAGAAAUCUGAAAAUUUUUAUAAUGUCUUCUUUGAACUCAUCAGAGACGCCCACCACAAGCUCUGCUGUGCAGAAGCAAACUUCAAAUGAUCAAGAAUGUACCAUGAGCGAUGCCCAGAGUUUUGAGGGGAUCGAUAAUCGCCUCAAGUCCCUUCUGGCUCGCUUGACAACUCUGGAGAAUUCGCUGGCAGAGUUGAGCCUGCCUCUUCAGUCUUACUUCGAAGGAGAUCAAGGAGACACCGAUCAGGAUUUUGAAACUUUGCAGGAUGCGUUGGACGUUCAGGAUCAUGAACUUUCGGACUUGGUGGCUGACGAAGAUAUUGGAGACAAGAAAGAUGUCGAUGAUGUUAAAGAAUUAAAGGAUGAAGACCCAGAGAAUUCGUAAGGAAUUUGUCUGCAUGACUUAAAUGUUUUUCGUGUUAUUUGAUUUAAGGGCAUUAAACUAUUGAGAAUGGUGU
Molecule: messenger RNA, 547 nt
Organism: Drosophila subpulchrella
Lineage: Eukaryota; Metazoa; Arthropoda; Insecta; Diptera; Drosophilidae
Exons: 1
Coding region: 112-474 (120 amino acids)
Source: RefSeq, a predicted model, not a curated record